GCGAACCGGGACGCGGUGAUCAGCAGAGCCCCAGACCAGCAGGAUGACCGAGCUGUCAGCCUCCAGGAUGCUUCUGCAGUCUACGACCUCCUCAGUAUCACACUGGGCAGAAGAGGGCAGUAUGUCAUGCUUUCAGAGUGCUUGGAGAGAGCCAUGAAGUUUGCAUUUGAUGAGUUUCACCUCUGGUACCAGCUUGCCCUGUCCAUGGUGGCUUGUGGAAAGUCAGCAUAUGCUGUGUCAGUGCUCAGAGAGUGUGCGAAACUGCGACCCACGGAUCCCACCGUUCCCCUCCUGGCUGCCAAGGUCUGCAUUGGGUCACUCCACUGGCUGGAAGAAGGAGAAUACUUUGCUAAAAUGGUGAUAGACCUGGGGGAGGAUGCUGGAGAGUCACUAGCAAAGGGAUACCUGGCACUGGGCCUGACAUACAGUCUUCAAGCGACUGAUGCUACUCUGAAAGGCACUCAGGAUGAAUUAAACAAGAAAGCACUUCAGACUUUGGAGAGAGCCCGUGACUUGGCCCCAGAAGAUCACCAAAUCAUCCUGUACCUGUCCCUGCAGCUGGCUCUCGUCAGACAGAUUUCUGACGCUAUAGAACAUCUUCAAGAAGCACUGCAGCUGUGCAAAGAUGACAUGAAUUCACUUCAUCUGCUGGCCCUCCUCUUCUCAGCUCAGAAGCACUAUCAGCACGCACUGGAUGUCAUCAACAUGGCUGUCGUUGAGUACCCAGAAAGCUUUAGCUUACUGUUGACCAAAGUAAAACUGGAAUGGAUACAUAAAGGACCUGAAGAGGCUCUGGUGACAUGCAGACAUAUGUUGCAGGUGUGGCAGAUGGUAUAUAAUGUUUUACAGCACAGUGGUUCUGAGAAAGGAAGUAGUGUGGCUGAAACACCAGUGGUCAAAAAGCAUAAUGGACUGCAUCUCACGCUCCCAGAUGCUCAUGAUACUGAUCACGGAUCACAGCGAGCAUCUUCCCUUGCUGCAUCAAGACUGGAACAGGCCAUGUCUGAAAUAACUAUGCAUAGCAGCACAAUGAAGCAAGGACCUAUGCAGCUGUGGACAGCUCUUGAACAAAUUUGGCUGCAGGCUG
Messenger RNA from Merops nubicus (carmine bee-eater), 1087 nucleotides. Its product is annotated as tetratricopeptide repeat protein 7A-like. The annotation marks the transcript as partial. NCBI's taxonomy places the organism in Eukaryota, Metazoa, Chordata, Aves, Coraciiformes, Meropidae. Gene Ontology annotation, cellular component: plasma membrane. Gene Ontology annotation, molecular function: protein binding. Gene Ontology annotation, biological process: phosphatidylinositol phosphate biosynthetic process; protein localization to plasma membrane. The transcript has 10 exons. The record is from RefSeq and is a predicted model, not a curated record.